Messenger RNA from Scleropages formosus (Asian bonytongue), 2344 nucleotides. It is a transcript of the gene gnpda1, whose product is annotated as glucosamine-6-phosphate deaminase 1. The transcript has 7 exons. Gene Ontology annotation, biological process: N-acetylglucosamine catabolic process; carbohydrate metabolic process; N-acetylneuraminate catabolic process. Gene Ontology annotation, cellular component: cytoplasm. The record is from RefSeq and is a predicted model, not a curated record. Gene Ontology annotation, molecular function: glucosamine-6-phosphate deaminase activity; identical protein binding. The coding region runs from base 1079 to 1948 and encodes 289 amino acids. NCBI's taxonomy places the organism in Eukaryota, Metazoa, Chordata, Actinopteri, Osteoglossiformes, Osteoglossidae.
CCCCCCCCAAAGUUCUGGACCACUACCCUAAAACUGAAGGGAUUUCAGUUUAAUUGUCUUGUAAGAAAGUAUAGUUGGCUACUGUAUUGGGUUUAAAGGCAUAACCUGCAAAUGAUUAAAAUAAUAGCGCACUGGUAUUUUUUGUCAAAGUAGCAUCCAACAAUAUUUACUUGUCCCUAUUUGUCUGUAAGAAAAUGUGCUGGAGAAUUUGUGUAGAGUUGUAAACAAUUCAUUUGAUAUGUUAACUUCAGUAUUUACAGGAACUGUUCCUAGGAGAAUCAAAGCCUGAUGUUUCACUCAUUCUGUGGUGACAGAAUUAUUUUCUGUGAACAUGUUUACCCACAUAAACUCAUCUGAUUUUGAGCUGGAAACAAAACUUGUAUUUUCAUUUCAUUUAUUCAUUCAUUGUGUACUGAGACGACAUAUCCAGGUGACACGUAGUACCUGUUGGUCACAAGUAGCAGGUCCAUACGCGUUUGACCAGGUUCUCUCCCCAGUUUCCAGUUACCGCCAUUAUCCCCGUCAGGAGCGUGUGAUGUGGUAAAAUACACAAGAUGCCUCGUGUAACUGUAAUCCCAUGAGGAAAUGGAAGUGAAAGCCCUGAUGUGUAUUUUCUUCUUGUAACGUGCUAAGAUAAAUGUCGAGGGAUUUCUGAGGAAAUCACUUGUCACGCGUCUGAUGCUGGAUCUACCGCUGAAUAAUUCAUAAAUUAAUGUUUUAUUAACUGUUAGUUAUAAAUUAACUUAAAGCUUAUUUCGACGAAUUUUGAAGUAUAACACAGCACAGCCACAGGUCAAUGUAUGAGAUACGCCAGGAACUGUAAAAGAAAAAAAAAAGUAAAAAGGUACUUCCCGGCGUAGAAAAAGCCUGCGUGAAAGGAAAUGGUUUGAACCGCUCCAGACUCGGUAGAGUCUCGCGCCUCAACGGCACGGUUGACGUCUUUUAUGGUGCCAAAGUCUGGACGAGGUGUGGCAAAGCGCCCAACCACACGAACGCUGCUCAAUUCCUACGCUUUAAAGGAGUCCUGCUAAUAUUUUCCUUUACCUCCGGCAGUGGUUUAAACGUUACUUUGUUGAAAAUGAAACUGAUUAUUCUUGACGAUUAUGACAAAGCGAGCGAAUGGGCUGCCAAGUAUAUCAGGAACCGAAUCCUGCACUUUAAUCCGGGCCCGGGCAGGUUCUUCACCCUGGGACUGCCCACAGGAGGAACCCCCCUUGGAUGUUACAAAAAAUUAAUAGAAUACUUCAAGAAAGGAGAGCUCUCCUUUAAAUAUGUUAAAACUUUCAACAUGGAUGAGUAUGUGGGAAUUCCAAGAGAUCAUCCUGAAAGUUACCAUUCCUUCAUGUGGAAUAACUUCUUCAAACACAUUGACAUCCGGGCUGAGAAUGCCCACAUUCUGGACGGCAAUGCUGUCGAUCUGCAAGCUGAGUGUGAUGCCUUCGAGGAGAAAAUCAAAGCUGUGGGAGGAAUCGAGCUCUUUGUUGGAGGAAUUGGACCUGAUGGACACAUAGCCUUCAAUGAGCCAGGCUCAAGUCUUGCUUCUCGGACCCGAGUGAAGACUUUAGCUCUUGAUACCAUACUGGCCAAUGCUCGUUUCUUUGAUGGUGACCUGUCCAAGGUGCCAACGAUGGCCCUCACAGUGGGGGUGGCCACUGUCAUGGAUGCCAAAGAGGUAAUGAUCCUGAUCACAGGAGCCCACAAAGCAUUUGCCCUUUACAAGGCCAUUGAGGAGGGUGUGAAUCACAUGUGGACUGUGUCAGCCUUCCAGCAGCACCCCCAGACACUCUUUGUGUGUGAUGAGGAUGCCACCCUGGAGCUGCGUGUCAAAACAGUGAAGUAUUUUAAAGGCAUGAUGCAGGUGCACAACAAGUUGGUGGAGCCAUUGUCUCCAAUGCAAGAGAAGCAACGCAUUACAGUGGAGAUGUCUGAGAAGCCAUACAGUGAUUGAGAAAUACAUCAGUCAGCCCCUAAUCUUCACAAAAAAAUCAAUCUAAGGUCUCUUUUCAAUUGACAUCACUUCAAAAUUUAAUGCCAUUUGGUAUAAAGUCUCAUUUCAGAUUCAUAAUUUGUUGUCUGCCAUGUAUUGUUAUUCUUACGGAUAUUAUCCUUCAAAUGUUAAUGUAAACUUCGGUAAAGCUUCAAAGAAUAAGAUUAAGAAAUGACAUGGCAUUCCAGACAUCCUGUUAUACUGACCAAAACCCUUAUUCUAAAGCUUUGUGCUUCUUUCUGGUUUUUGAUAAUCUUGAAUUCGUUACAAUUCACUUUGAAGCCAUUUGUGUCUGUGAAGAGAGUAAUAAUAUUUCUCACUAGUAAAAUUAGCAUUUCUGUUAAUCAAUUUGCAGUU